AAAGGGAAAAAAGGAAAGGAAAAGAAAAGAUUAUUUCCUCCAUUUAAUUCAUCUCCAUCUUCAAAAACCAGAGCCCAUAUAUAUCAACGUUAUCCCCCGGUAAACAUUACAUACAAAUACCAUCUUCUUCUUCUUCUUCUUGUUCUCCAUCCUUCUAUGCAAAAUGAAUAGUGAGCAUAACACUAAUGGGGUUUCUGAUGACCUCAAAGCUCCACUGCUUCCAGUCCAGGCGACCACAAUGGAGACCUCAAGUGGGGCGUCUCUCAUGUCCAUUUUCACACCCAAGAGCUUCUUCAUCCUCUUGGGGCCUCUGCUCUGCACCCUCAUCUGCCUUUUUGUGAAGCUUGAUGGCCCUGUGACCAGCAGGAACAUGUUGGCUGUUCUUGCUUGGAUGUUUGCUUGGUGGAUCACUGAAGCUGUGCCUAUGCCCAUCACCUCCAUGUCUCCUCUCUUCCUCUUUCCCCUCUUUGGAAUCGCUUCCGCAGAUGAUGUUGCUCACUCCUACAUGGAUGAUGUGAUUUCCCUUGUUCUUGGAAGCUUCAUACUUGCUCUUGCUGUUGAGCAUUACAACAUCCAUAGAAGAUUGGCCCUCAAUAUUACCUUGAUCUUUUGUGGAGAUCCACUGAAUCCCCCAUUGCUUCUCCUUGGCAUCUGUGCCACCACAGCCUUUGUGAGUAUGUGGAUGCACAAUGUUGCAGCAGCACUGAUGAUGAUGCCCGUAGCCACUGGUAUCUUACAGAGGCUACCAUCAGGUCCAACUCGAUCUCCCCAUGUGGAUAAAUUCUGCAGAGCAGUGGUGCUUGGGGUGUUAUACUCUGCUGCAGUUGGGGGAAUGAGCACUCUCACCGGUACUGGCGUCAAUCUCAUAUUGGUAGGAAUGUGGAAGAGCUACUUCCCAGAGGCAGACCCCAUCAGCUUUAACACAUGGUUCUUCUUUGGCUUCCCUUUGGCUUUGCUGGUUUUCUUUGCCUUGUGGGCUAUUCUCUGCUGCUUGUACUGCUCCAGGGGUGCAGGUCCUGCUCUGUCUGCUUAUUUGGACAAAUCCAGUCUCAGAAGAGAGCUUCAAAUGUUGGGUCCAAUGGCUUUUGCUGAAAAGAUGGUGUUGGCUGUGUUUUCGAUGCUAAUAGUCUUAUGGAUGACAAGGAGCAUAACAGAUGAUGUUCCUGGAUGGGGAGCUCUCUUCAAUGGCCGUGUAGGCGAUGGGACUGCCAGUGUGAUGAUGGCAACCUUAUUGUUCAUAAUUCCAAACAAGAAGCAAAAGGGGGAGAAGCUGAUGGACUGGAACAAAUGCAAGAAGCUGCCAUGGAACAUCGUAUUGCUACUAGGCGCUGGCUUUGCCAUAGCUGCCGGAGUCCGGUCAAGUGGCCUGGCUGAUGUGUUGUCAAAGGCCUUGACUUUCCUGGAACACGCUCCCUACUUGGUCAUUGCGCCUGCCGUCUGUCUCAUAAGUAGUACGGUUACUGAGUUCACCUCAAACAAUUCCACAACAACACUCCUUGUUCCCCUUCUCAUCCAAGUAGCCCAAACCAUGCACGUCCACCCGCUCCUUCUCAUGGUUCCUGGAGCCAUUGGAGCACAGUUUUCUUACUUGCUGCCCACUGGAACUCCUUCGAAUGUCGUCGGGUUCACAACAGGACACAUUGAAAUCAAAGAUAUGAUCAAGACAGGAGUGCCUCUUAAGAUUGCUGGAAUUGCUGCAUUAUCCCUUCUAAUGCCUUCACUUGGAGCGUAUGUUUUUGGGACAAACGAAGAAAUGUGACACCAUUCAAAUCCCUGCAACCAGUCUGCAAAUUCUCUACAAACAAGGUGAAAUGCAUAGGAUCGGCCGCUACCAUGACAAAGCAUUGGCUCUUGGCAUAUUAGUAGCCUUAUUGUAUGGUAAUAAGGAAAGGAAAAGAAAUCGUCUGUGACAAGAAUCAUGAAAGGGAAAAAGGCAUAUGCUUUUCUCCUAUGGCAAUUGUUCAUUUAUCUAAUGAUUCUUCCCAUGGUGGAUUUGUUAGCCUUCA
Molecule: messenger RNA, 2006 nt
Organism: Vitis riparia (riverbank grape)
Lineage: Eukaryota; Viridiplantae; Streptophyta; Magnoliopsida; Vitales; Vitaceae
Product: tonoplast dicarboxylate transporter
Exons: 6
Coding region: 164-1759 (531 amino acids)
Biological process (GO): monoatomic anion transmembrane transport
Cellular component (GO): membrane
Molecular function (GO): transmembrane transporter activity
Source: RefSeq, a predicted model, not a curated record